AUGAAUCCCCAAGACUGCACCUCCAUCCCUGGGGAUUUCAACCUCUCCUCCUCCUCCAGGGGCUACUCCACAGUCACCAACCUCUUCAUGAACGAGUCCGGCGAGAGCGCUCCCUUCCAGGACAGCAGCACCGUUAUCACCGCAGUAAUCUCUAUGACUGUAUUCAUGGUGGGCCUCCUGGGAAACACGCUGGCCAUCUACGUGGUCCUGCGCUAUGCCAAGAUGAAGACUGUCACCAACAUGUACCUUCUGAACUUAGCUCUGGCAGAUGAAUUGUACAUCUUAGGACUUCCCUUCCUGACCACCCAGAACGUGCUCUCUUAUUGGCCGUUCGGGCAGUUUCUGUGCCGCGUGGUCAUGACGGUAGACUCCAUCAACCAGUUCACCAGCACCUUCUGCUUGACCGUGAUGAGCAUUGACCGCUACCUGGCCGUGGUGCACCCCAUUCGGAGCGUCAAGUGGCGGCAGCCGAAGGUGGCUAAGAUCAUCAACGGGCUGGUGUGGGUGGUGUCGUUCGUGGUGGUGCUGCCGGUCACCAUCUACUCAGAUGUUCAGGACCGCUUCAACUCGUGCAACAUGAGCUGGCCUGAUCCCCAGGAGCUGUGGUCAACGGUCUUCAUCCUCUACACGGCCAUCUUGGGCUUCUUCGGCCCCCUGCUGAUCAUCUGCCUCUGCUACCUGCUCAUCAUCAUCAAGGUCAAGUCUGCCGGGGCCAGGGCGGGCCUGACCAGGCGGCGCCGCUCUGAACGCAAAGUCACCCGCAUGGUGGUCAUCAUCGUGGUGGUCUUCGUCAUCUGCUGGCUGCCCUUCUUCACCACCAACAUAGUCAACCUCGUCUUCAUCAUACCAGAAAACAGUGUCACCGCCGGCGUCUACUUCUUCCUGGUCAUCAUGACCUACGUCAACUCCUGUGCCAACCCGCUCCUCUACGGCUUCCUGUCUGACAACUUCAAGCAGAGCUUCAGGAAGGUCCUGUGUCUCCACAAGGCGAACGGGGUUGGGGUGGGGGACGGAGGAGACAUGGGGAGCGGAGGGGGACGUCCCAUAUCCCCUAGGCUGGAGAGGGUGGAGACGACGCAGCAGCAUGACCCGCUCUUCACCCCCCGGAUCAUGGACUUCAACAAUGGACACAUGCAGAACAACCAAGACAUCUACUCAAAACGUUGCCUGGGGGCGGGCGGCAGCAUUAUCAAGGAUCAAACACACCCCAGCCACUCCUUUACCGUCGGGCAGAUGGUAUCGGAGUAUGAGGUCUGA
Messenger RNA from Salvelinus namaycush (lake trout), 1257 nucleotides. Its product is annotated as somatostatin receptor type 5-like. Gene Ontology annotation, molecular function: neuropeptide binding; somatostatin receptor activity. NCBI's taxonomy places the organism in Eukaryota, Metazoa, Chordata, Actinopteri, Salmoniformes, Salmonidae. Gene Ontology annotation, biological process: cellular response to glucocorticoid stimulus; neuropeptide signaling pathway; regulation of insulin secretion. The transcript has 3 exons. Gene Ontology annotation, cellular component: neuron projection; membrane. The record is from RefSeq and is a predicted model, not a curated record. The coding region runs from base 1 to 1257 and encodes 418 amino acids.